CCGAGUCAUACAGUAGUCGUCAAUAGUGUCUGUCCUUAAUUGGUAUCAAACUUUUGAUUCAUUCACAUAAUAGUUAUGUAUUGUUUGUGCCAUCUAUUGGUCUGAUCGGUGAUGUCUCGUGAGUCACACCCGUAGUAGUGAUGAGAGAGUAUGUGUUGUAUGUGUUGUAUGUGUUGUAUGUGUGAGUGAUUAGCAUUCAAACAGUCAAACACUGCUUUACUUUACUCUGUAUUUGAAUGUCUUGUUUUUGAACGCCUUUUGCAUCCAUUUAUGUAUAUCUGGUCUCAAAUCAUAUGAUAACAUCACUUAAAUGAGUUAAAAAUCAAUGUUUUAAUUAGUAAUUAAUAUUUAAAAGACAUCUUUGAGUGACUACUAAUCACAACAAAUCUCAAGACAACAUCACAACACAAUGCAAGCCAUCAAAUGUGUUGUCGUCGGCGACGGAGCGGUGGGUAAGACAUGCCUUUUGAUAAGUUAUACAACAAAUGCAUUCCCCGGGGAAUACAUCCCUACUGUAUUUGACAACUAUUCAGCCAAUGUUAUGGUUGACGGAAAACCAAUUAAUUUGGGUCUUUGGGAUACCGCCGGACAAGAAGACUACGACAGACUGAGACCUCUUUCAUAUCCACAAACCGACGUUUUUCUCAUUUGUUUUUCACUCGUAAAUCCGGCCUCUUUUGAAAACGUGAGGGCAAAGUGGUAUCCGGAAGUGUCACAUCACUGUCCAAAUACACCUAUAAUACUUGUUGGCACUAAAUUAGAUUUGCGCGACGACUCUAAAACAUUAGAGAAAUUAAAAGAUCGAAAAUUAGCCCCAAUUACAUACCCUCAGGGUUUGGCAAUGGCUAAGGAGAUCCAAGCCGUCAAAUACUUAGAGUGCUCUGCAUUGACUCAAAAGGGUCUGAAGAAUGUGUUCGAUGAGGCCAUCCGUGCCGUUCUGUGUCCACAACCUAAACCCAAACGCAAGAAAUAUACGUGUGAUUUGUUAUAAUAAAUUGUUAUCAUUAUAUAGAUGUCUGGUUUGUCCACUAGUGUCGGCUUAUAAGUGGUCUCUUCUCUGCGUCUAUUAUUCGCUCACAUAAUAAUAUUAAUAAUAAUUAUAUAUAUUUCUAUUAAAA
Oppia nitens is the source of this 1118-nucleotide messenger RNA. Its product is annotated as ras-related protein Rac1. Gene Ontology annotation, biological process: small GTPase-mediated signal transduction; motor neuron axon guidance; cortical cytoskeleton organization. The record is from RefSeq and is a predicted model, not a curated record. Gene Ontology annotation, cellular component: cell projection; cytoskeleton; cell cortex. The transcript has 5 exons. Gene Ontology annotation, molecular function: protein kinase binding; GTPase activity; GTP binding. Lineage: Eukaryota; Metazoa; Arthropoda; Arachnida; Sarcoptiformes; Oppiidae. Bases 410 to 991 code for a protein of 193 amino acids.